Solanum dulcamara is the source of this 1425-nucleotide messenger RNA. Its product is annotated as flavonol synthase/flavanone 3-hydroxylase. Lineage: Eukaryota; Viridiplantae; Streptophyta; Magnoliopsida; Solanales; Solanaceae. Bases 267 to 1280 code for a protein of 337 amino acids. The record is from RefSeq and is a predicted model, not a curated record. The transcript has 3 exons.
AGUUGAGUUCAGUAGGUGGUAUUAGUGAACCACAAUAGUCCACGAGAAAAAAAAAAGAAAAGGAUCCCCACUUUGUUUGGUAAAUCCUAUUUCCCUUCAUAAUGUUAGGUAAAGGCAAUAAAAUUGGCAAAAAAAAGGUUUGAAUGAGAAAGAGUAAAAAUACACCGCGUCACUUUCCUAUAAAAGGGAAAUAAAAUGUGAGGGGACUAAAGAGAAAGAAAGAAAAACAAGAGUUCAAGGUUCAGAGCACAACAACAGCCCUAACGAUGGAGGUGGCAAGGGUCCAAGCAAUAGCAUCAACAACAAAAUGCAUGGACACAAUUCCAUCGGAAUAUAUUCGUUCAGAGAACGAACAACCUGCAGCGACAACGCUGCAGGGAGUGGUUCUUGAGGUGCCAGUCAUCGACAUAAGUGAUAUUGUCGAUGAAGAAAAAGUAGUGAAAGAGAUUAGGGAGGCUAGCAAAGAGUGGGGUAUUUUUCAAGUGAUAAAUCACGGGAUUCCUGAUGAAUUGAUUGCGAAUUUACAGAAAGUUGGGAAGGAGUUCUUUGAGGAAGUGCCACAAGAGGAAAAAGAGUUGAUUGCAAAGAAUCCAGGGUCGCAAUGUAUAGAAGGGUAUGGGACUUCUUUGCAGAAGGAAGUUGAAGGCAAAAAAGGUUGGGUUGAUCAUUUGUUUCAUAAGAUUUGGCCUCCUUCAGUCAUCAACUAUCGUUAUUGGCCUAAAAACCCUCCUUCCUACAGGGAAGCAAAUGAAGAAUACGCAAAGAGGCUGCGAGAAGUUGUAGAUAGGAUCUUUAGGAGCUUGUCACUUGGGCUUGGUUUGGAAGGCCAUGAAAUGAUGGAGGCAGCUGGUAGUGAAGACAUAGUUUACUUGUUAAAGAUCAAUUAUUAUCCACCAUGCCCACGGCCCGAUUUGGCUCUUGGAGUUGUGGCCCAUACAGAUAUGUCGUAUAUCACCCUUCUUGUCCCAAAUGAAGUCCAAGGCCUCCAAGUGUUUAAGGAUGGCCAUUGGUAUGAUGUCAACUACAUACCAAAUGCCAUAAUUGUCCACAUUGGUGACCAAGUUGAGAUUCUUAGCAAUGGAAAAUAUAAGAGUGUGUAUCAUAGGACAACAGUUAACAAGGACAAGACAAGAAUGUCUUGGCCUGUUUUCUUGGAGCCUCCAUCAGAGCAUGAAGUUGGGCCAAUCCCUAAGCUGAUUAAUGAGGCCAACCCACCCAAAUUCAAGACCAAGAAGUACAAGGAUUACGUCUAUUGUAAACUUAACAAACUUCCUCAGUGAAGAAUUAUGUAUCCAUGUCCUAAUUAGCUUGUACUUCAUCAGUGACAUAUUUUAUUACACUUGAGAACUUUGUGUUUAAUUUUAAGCUGUUCGAAACAAGCUAAUGAUGAUGACAUGUUAAUACAUACGCGUAGAUAUUUCCUUU